UCACCAAAGACUGCUGCUUUACAAUCAGCAUCGAUUUAUAAAGAAUUGGAAGAGCUGUUAGCGGAAACGAGACACCAUAUGCGUUUGCAUUGGUUUGACAAAUGUUUGUUAACGAUAACGCAACUUGCCGUAACGUCCGUUGUUAUAUUUAUGAUUUGCGGUGUUGGUGCACUCGUUUGGAUCCUAUUAAGUCAUUACAAUAUAGAAGUGCCCGGAACUAUCUCGGUUAUGAUUGUACCAACAGUCAUUACUACCAUCAUUCACAUCUUCCCAGCGAUUAUCUCCUACCUAGCAUCGUUAGAACACUACAACAACAAACGCACGGAACUUUAUGUGACAGUUGUCAGAAAUUACGUGGUUGCCGCGACGAUAAUCGGCACUUUAAUCGCCUUCUGGAUAAUCAACAGUACAUCGCACUGUUGGCAAACGCACUUGGGGGAAGAAAUCUAUCGGCUUGUCAUAUUGGAUUUUAUCGCUUCGCUAUUUGGGACGUGUUUGCAUCUUGCACGUUCCAAGCUUUAUAAAAAAUUAUCGACGAAAGUCUGCAGACCGGAAUUCGAUAUCGCUCGCAAUACAUUAAAUCUUAUAUACAAUCAGACGCUCUUUUGGAUGGGAUUUUAUUUCAGUCCGUUGAUGUCUGUUAUGAUCGUGAUAAAAUUAAUUUUCAUAUUUUACGUGAAGAGGUACGAGCUGAAAAGAUACUACCAGCGGCCGUCACGGCCUUGGCGUGCGGCACAAACGCAAACGCUGUUCUUGGCUCUUGCGUUUCUCAGCAUUAUCAUCGUGCUGUUCACGAUAGGAUACGUCAUCACAAACGUGAAGAGUAACGAAUGCGGACCGUUCAGAAAUCAUCCUCACACUUGGGAUUUUAUUGUCGACGGAAUGUUAUCGUUGAAAAGAGAUAGCCCGUUCUGGAACGUUGUUUCAAAGCUUGCGAGCCCAGUAACCGGCGCUGUAAUAUUGAUUGGCAUGUGUAUCGCGGUGUAUUGUCUACGGGCAGAAACGAAAGCGAGUGAGGAAAUGUUACGAAUUUUGUCCGACAUGCUUCUUCUGCAGUCUCAAGAUAAGCAGUUUCUGUUAAAAACUUUCGGUAAAUGUGCUAACAAACGUGCGCCUGUUCCUAACGAGAUUAAUCUUUCCCAGGAUGUUGGGCUUGCCGAGGAAAAUUGUGGAAAUGAAGAAGUUUUACUUUCUCGCCGACGUAACUUACCGUCGACUAGUUUCGAAGAAAGAUGAUUGUAAAUGAAGAUGAAAGUUAAUAAUAUGCACUAGUUGACAAUUUGAUGACAAACUGCCAAAGCAUGUAUUAGAAAGGUUUAUUUUCGUACAGUUAUAUUUACACUUAAAUCUCAUCUGAGAAUAUUGCUUCUACGAUUGCCUAAAUCUGAACAUUCAAAACUGUCGUAUAUGAUAAAAUAAGAACAUAUUUUUAAUACAAUAAGUAUUUUAUAUGAUAUAUACAAGUAAUAAUUAUUUAUGUAAGUAGAUAUUUGCGGAAGA
This is a messenger RNA of Temnothorax curvispinosus, 1500 nucleotides long. RefSeq names its product transmembrane channel-like protein 5. Gene Ontology annotation, molecular function: mechanosensitive monoatomic ion channel activity. Lineage: Eukaryota; Metazoa; Arthropoda; Insecta; Hymenoptera; Formicidae. The transcript has 4 exons. Bases 79 to 1236 code for a protein of 385 amino acids. The record is from RefSeq and is a predicted model, not a curated record. Gene Ontology annotation, cellular component: plasma membrane.